AUGCUGAAAUUCUUUCUUCCUCAUGGUCCUGAAGGACCUCCGGGAAAACCAGCGCCCUCAGCACUUCAACUGGCCAGAAAAUCACAAAUCGCCUUCUACAUCGGCUUGUCACAGAACAUUGAACAAGUUCCACCCGAUGACAACUGUCUUCUCAUUUUUGACACCGUCAUCCUCAACAUAGGUGGUUUCUACAACGCUACCAGUGGUGUAUUCACCACCAAAGUUAGUGGAGUCUACAGUUUCCUCUUGGUUGUUUCAGCACGAAGUUAUGAGAAGGCAAGCGCCUGGCUCCUUUUAAACGGAGAGAAGGUAUUGUCGGCUUGGUGCGAGAGUAAACCUUGGGCAAGCGCAACAAAUCAAGCGAUUCUCCAACUCAAACGGGGUGACAAACUUUGGCUCCAAUGCAGUAAGGAGGCCUAUCAUCUCCAUGGCUAUCUUUACAGCAGUCUCUCGGGUCACAUGCUCUACCCAUCUCUUGAAGAAAUGGAGGAACCUUUGCAGUCGGAAUAA
This is a messenger RNA of Rodentolepis nana, 510 nucleotides long. The record is from the annotation of a GenBank genome assembly. Lineage: Eukaryota; Metazoa; Platyhelminthes; Cestoda; Cyclophyllidea; Hymenolepididae.